AUGGCAUCGUCCAAAGUGCCUCUCAUCCAUAAUCCCCACUAUUGCAAGUCGGGAGUUAAAUCCUAUACCUAUUUAAUGCGCAAAUACCAUUUCCAGCCCACUCGAGAUGGCCCCUAUUCCAUUGGUCGUACUAUCCACCAGACUGGUCGGCCCUUUUCCAGUAAACCGGUGGGUGGUAGAGUCCGUUUUCACGAUAUUAUGCAAAAGCAGUUUUCCGACAAGGAGCUGCAGCAGGUGGACGCAGACGACAUCCAAAACGACACCCUCUAUCUCGUUCCAGUCUCUAUUGGAACACCCCCUCAGUCCCUGAAUCUCGUCCUAGAUACAGCGUCCACCGACCUCUGGGUUUGCAUCCCACUGCCCGAACAACUCCCAGUCUCUACUGACUUCCAGCAGAUGCGAUCUACCGGUCUGCCCUCUAGUACACUGUCGCAAGACAACAGACGCCACCAUGCCUUUGAUUCGUCGAAAUCGCGCACUUUCUCUCCUGCUGAACAGUCCACGUGGAAACGAUCCCACUUGGACAACUCUUCUGCCUCUGGCUACAUUGGAACCGACAACGUCACCUUCGGAAACGUACUCAUCAAAUCCCAACACAUCGGCCUUGCCACUUCUCUAUCAUCGGGAUUUGAGCAAGCCACAGCUGAUGGCCUCGUAGGACUAGGCUUUGGGAAUAUAGAAAAUGUCUACCCAGAAGCCAAAGGCCUAGUCGAGACCCUACUUACGCAAGAUGUCCUACCAUCCUCCACCAAGCUAUUCAGCGUGAAGUUUGGUGUCCGGGAUGAUUCCGACCAAGACACACCGCCGUUUGUCACAUUUGGGUGCAUUGAUGAAGAAACCAUUCACCGAUACCGCGAAGACAUACACUACACACAUAUUGACAACAGCCACCACUUCUGGAUGUUCGAUUCCACCGCUGCGUCUAUUUCUGGAACUCCGAUCAGUAGACCCCUGAAUAAAGCUAUUAUUGAUACUGAUGCCGCUCUUACAUUGCUUGAUGACCAAACAUGCCAGGCUAUCUAUGAUGCCAUUCCAGGGGCGCUCUACGAUAGUGAUUAUCAGGGGUUUAUAUUCCCAUCUGAUACUGGCUCUCAUCAGAGACCUACUGUGGAACUGGACGUGGGAGGGAAGCUGUUCCGCAUGUCAAACCGUAGUCUGGGAUUUUCUGAAGUCAAGUCUGGAUAUUUAUAUGGGGCGAUUCAGAGUCGUGGAUCCUUGGAAUAUGAUGUCCUUUCUACUACGUUUUUAGAAGGGUUAUAUGCUGUUUUUGACGUUGGUAAUCUUCGCUUUGGUGCCGUGCAGACCAUUUAA
Molecule: messenger RNA, 1311 nt
Organism: Aspergillus tanneri
Lineage: Eukaryota; Fungi; Ascomycota; Eurotiomycetes; Eurotiales; Aspergillaceae
Exons: 2
Coding region: 1-1311 (436 amino acids)
Biological process (GO): proteolysis
Molecular function (GO): aspartic-type endopeptidase activity
Source: RefSeq, a predicted model, not a curated record